Messenger RNA from Fopius arisanus, 887 nucleotides. RefSeq names its product mitochondrial ribosomal protein S2 (gene mRpS2). Gene Ontology annotation, cellular component: mitochondrial small ribosomal subunit; ribosome. Gene Ontology annotation, biological process: translation. Lineage: Eukaryota; Metazoa; Arthropoda; Insecta; Hymenoptera; Braconidae. Gene Ontology annotation, molecular function: structural constituent of ribosome. Bases 60 to 833 code for a protein of 257 amino acids. The record is from RefSeq and is a predicted model, not a curated record. The transcript is spliced from 4 exons.
UGACAUCCCGUCAAUGUCCGGUGGUGGGGUACGGGGAUUUUGUGUCAAUUAACCUCAACAUGGCCGGAUCGGUGGCUCGUGUAUUUUCCACAAAAUUUUUAGGCCAUGCCAAACGCUCACUUGGUCUCAAUUUUACUCAGACCGCAUCUCUGUCAACACAGGUCGAACCCAAAAUACAAAAAAAUGAAGAGCCCUCAGGGAUGAUAGACCCCUUGAAGCACCCGGAUUUCUUCAGUGUUCAUGAAUUCUUCACGAUAAAAGAUCUCUUUGAUGCUCGAGUGCACUUUGGCCACAAAAUUGGAUCGCUUGACGAUCGAAUGAAACCGUACAUCUACGGAUCUCGAUUGGGACACCUGAUUUUCGAUCUUGACAAGACAGCUGAGCACCUCCGAGAUGCCCUGAACUUCACAGCUCACAUCGCCUUCCAGGGUGGCCUGAUCAUGUUCAUCUGCCGCAAGCCCCAGGUGACUCAUUUGGUGGAAAAAACCGCAAAGGAGUGCAAUGAAUUCGCUUUCACGAGGUACUGGAAGAACGGGACCUUCACGAAUUCCACGAGACUCUUUCAAGCAGUGACGAGACUCCCGGACCUCUGUAUCUUUAUCAAUACCCAGAACGAUGUCCUCUUCGAGAGUUUGGCUGUACGAGACGCCGCCAAAAUGUGCAUCCCCAGUGUUGGAAUCGUUGACACUAAUUGCAAUCCCAAUUUAAUUACUUAUCCAGUCCCUGGGAAUGACGACAGCCCCGUUGCUCUCGCUUUGUACUGCAGAUUGUUCAAAGAGGCCAUCCUCAGGGGCAAGGGAGCAAGGGAAAAGCUGGAGAACUUCAGGGAGUAGCUUUAGAUUAUUUUUUGUGUAUAUUUGCUGCAUUAUAAAGUGAGUUUUGAAGGA